GGCGAUGCGGGGCGGCGGGGGUAGAGAGAUCUUACCGCCCGAAGAUGUCAAGACGCAGCAGCCGACUGCAGGCCAAGCAGCAGCAACAGCUGCCCCUGUCAUGUCAAGAAGAGACUCCACGUGAGCUGCAGGCACCAGAGCAUCUCCAGACCAGGAAAAGGAGAACAGCAGAGCAGGAGAUUAAGAAGAAAGAAGAUGGGAAAGUUGCUAAAAAACAUCAAUAUGAAAUUAAGAGUUGUUGGCCGCCCGCAAUAACAGGAGGCAUCUCACCUUGCAUCAUCAUUGAAACGCCUCACAAAGAAUCAGUAACCACUGACUUCUCAAGGUUCAAAAAAUACAGGUUCAGAAACCUCUUCAUAAAUCCAUCACCUUUGCCUGAACUCACCUGGGGGAAUUCCAAAGAUGUGUGGCUCAACAUCCUGAAGAAGGAGAACCGAUACGCUCACUGCAAACACUUCACUUCGCUACACUCAAGUUUGCAGCCACACAUGAGGUCGAUACUGUUGGACUGGCUUCUAGAGGUAUGUGAGGUGUAUGCACUGCACAGGGAAACCUUCUACCUAGCUCAAGACUUCUUUGACAGAUUCAUGUUGACACAGAAGAACAUUAACAAGAGCAUGCUUCAGCUGAUAGGAAUUACCUCAUUGUUCAUUGCAUCCAAACUUGAGGAAAUCUACGCUCCAAAAAUACAGGAAUUUGCUUAUGUCACUGAUGGUGCUUGCAGUGAAGAUGAUAUUGUGAGAAUGGAACUUAUUAUGUUAAAGGCUUUAAAGUGGGAACUCUGUCCUGUGACAAUCAUCUCCUGGCUGAACCUCUAUCUUCAAGUGGAUGCUCUGAAGGAUGUUCCAAAAGUGCUUCUACCUCAGUAUUCUCAGGAAAAAUUCAUUCAGAUAGCUCAGCUUUUAGACCUGUGUAUUUUGGAUGUGAAUUCUUUAGACUUCCAGUACAGAACACUAGCUGCUGCUGCACUCUGCCACUAUACCUCAACUGAAGUAGUGAAGAAAGCUUCAGGCUUAGAUUGGGACAGCAUUUCAGAAUGUGUAGAGUGGAUGGUUCCAUUUGUGAACGUGGCGAAGAAAGUCUCUGUGAAACUGAAGCAUUUCAAGAAGGUUGCAGUAGAAGACUGCCACAAUAUCCAAACACACACAAACUACUUGGACAUGCUGGAAGAAGUUAAUAGUGGAGUAGCAGCUACUGCCCCAGGUCAGUUAUCACCUGUAUCAACAGCAGGAAUAAUAACUCCUCCCAAGAGCACAGAGAAGAAAUGAAAUUUGGACAGCAAUCCUUAUGGACAGUUUAAGAAAAAAGACCAGGUGCUUCAGAACAAGACCAUACUAAGGGUGACUCACUUCAAUGAUCUUUACUGCUAUUCAAGACGUGAGCAGUAAGGGAUGCAUCAGAGUGGCGGAUGGAACUGAUAGCAGCAUCUUCCUUGAGACUUGAUCAAAGAACUCAGACCAAGCAUCCCUCCCUGUGUCAUCGCAGGAGCGUGGGCUACUCGAGUCCCUUCUCAAACGACUUAUGUAGCUCAACUCUCUGAACAUUCCUAACUUAUGAAUUUCAGGAACAUGUUUUGAAACGGCUGAGUGGCAAGGGUUGUCCACUCAGUGUGUCAAUGUGCUUUAAUGUGGGAUAGCCACACGUGAGACCUUGGUGCCAGCAUGUACGUAUUACCUCUUCUUGACCUUUCUUUUCUCCAGGAGCUUACUGCCUGUAAGUUAGUCAGCUUAUGAGCUCAGGUGCAGUAUUACAGAGGUCAGUGAGUAAACAGUUUACAUUUCUGAAACCACUGUGCCCUCACAUUAAGGCAGGGCCAGCCCUGUUUCAAAUCUUAGCUUCCUCAGGAGGUCAGUAGCUCCUGUUUAGGGCUGCCAUAGACUUCAGUUCCCAUGAAUCGCUGACCUCAGGUAAGAGUACAAACAGAACAAUGCUGCUGAAGUAAUCUUAACUGGAUGCAGUACAGUCUUGGAAGGAAGGAGUUCUAUUUCAUAAGAUUCAGUCACCAGCUUUCAAUAGGUAAGAACAUAAUGAGCAACAAGCUGUUUUUCCUACCCUUUCCCAUUUUGGUUCUCUACAACCACUCAAAUCCUGCCAGCAGUGUUAAGAAGCAACUGUGUUCCUAACCAGCAUUAACUACUG
This is a messenger RNA of Lagopus leucura (white-tailed ptarmigan), 2139 nucleotides long. RefSeq names its product cyclin E2 (gene CCNE2). The record is from RefSeq and is a predicted model, not a curated record. Gene Ontology annotation, cellular component: cyclin E1-CDK2 complex; cytoplasm; nucleus. Gene Ontology annotation, biological process: G1/S transition of mitotic cell cycle; regulation of cyclin-dependent protein serine/threonine kinase activity. NCBI's taxonomy places the organism in Eukaryota, Metazoa, Chordata, Aves, Galliformes, Phasianidae. Bases 45 to 1268 code for a protein of 407 amino acids. Gene Ontology annotation, molecular function: cyclin-dependent protein serine/threonine kinase regulator activity. The transcript is spliced from 12 exons.